Molecule: messenger RNA, 1452 nt
Organism: Struthio camelus australis
Lineage: Eukaryota; Metazoa; Chordata; Aves; Struthioniformes; Struthionidae
Source: RefSeq, a predicted model, not a curated record
CUGCGGAUUGCCUCACCCGAGUCCAGAUCCGAAAACCAAACAUGACGAACAGUUCAACCUGUUCCAAUGAUACAGACCUCAAACCUUAUUAUGCAAUUACGUACACUUUCAUUCUGAUCCCUGGACUAAUAGGAAAUAUAUUGGCUCUGUGGGUCUUUUACGGCUACAUGAAAGAGACUAAAAGGGCUGUAAUAUUUAUGAUCAAUUUAGCCAUUGCUGAUUUAUCACAGGUUUUAUCCUUGCCUCUAAGGAUUUUCUACUACUUGACUGGAACAUGGGAGUUUGGAGGAGGUCUCUGCAUGCUUUGUUUCUACCUGAAGUAUGUCAAUAUGUACGCAAGCAUCUACUUCCUGGUUUGCAUCAGCGUAAGACGAUUUUUGUUUCUUAUGUACCCAUUCAAAUUCAGCGACUGCAAACGCAUCUGUGAUGUGUACAUCAGCAUUGCUGGGUGGAUCGUAGUCUGCAUUGGCUGUUUGCCUUUCCCUCUUCUCAGACUUCAUCAGAAUGUUAAAAACACAUGUUUUGUGGACCUCCCAGUAAAGGAAGUUGACCUUCCCACCUCCAUUGCCAUGAUGACAAUAGGUGAAUUGGUGGGGUUCAUAACGCCCCUACUAAUAAUUCUAUAUUGCUCAUGGAAGACUAUCUUAUCAUUAAAAGAGAGAAAUUCUGCUUCACAUGACCUUGGAGAGAAAAAAAAAGCUUUAAAGAUGAUUCUCACCUGUGCUCUGGUAUUUCUGAUUUGCUUUGCACCUUAUCAUAUCAGCUUCCCAUUAGAUUUCUUUGUUAAAACCAAAAAGAUUAAGAAUGAAUGUGUCCAGAAAGUGAUAUCAGUGUUUCAUGCUGUAGCUUUGUGUCUUGCCAGUUUAAAUUCCUGCGUAGACCCAGUCAUCUACUACUUUACUACAAAUGAGUUCAGAAGACGACUUUCAAGACAGGAUUUGCAAGACAGUAUUCAGCUACACAACCUAAGUUAUGUAAAAAAGCAUCCCAGAGCUGAGCCCAAGGGGCAAAUCGUUGACUAUUAACGCUGGACUUCCUGAAGUGUUUUUAAGGACUUCAAAUAUUCUCUGUCAUUUGAGGUUUUGGCCCAGCUUUUUCCCCCCAGGACACUGAGAGUGACUACUCAGACAAACUUCUGCUGAUUUCAGUGAGUGCUCGAGUGAAAGGAAAAAAAAAUUGACCAAAAACAUGAUGAUUUAAUACUCUGGUUGCAAAUUUUCUAUGAAUACUGAAUAUAAAUUACACUGUGUAAGUCACACAGGCCCUAAUCCUGAGCUGGCCAGCCAAGAGUUUAGUAGCUUUGCCGGUACAAAGUAGCAGAGUACAAGGAUGGGGUGUAACCAGGAGGACAUAGACCAAAGUUGGUUUAGCCCCACUACCCCACCGCUGACAGCAGGGGAUUAGGAAAGCACUCUGAGGUCGUGCUUUGGAGGCACCAAGCCCGUGACAUAA